Molecule: messenger RNA, 2328 nt
Organism: Tachyglossus aculeatus (Australian echidna)
Lineage: Eukaryota; Metazoa; Chordata; Mammalia; Monotremata; Tachyglossidae
Gene: MATN4
Product: matrilin 4
Exons: 12
Coding region: 1-2328 (775 amino acids)
Source: RefSeq, a predicted model, not a curated record
AUGGGGCUCCUUCCUUGCAGCCCCCUGCCCCUCCUCUCCCUCUUCAUCACUGUACUGGCCGCCCUGGAUGACAGACCCCAGCCCGCAGCGCAGAGAGCGGCCGAGGUCAGCAGUCAUCCUGAACACUACUACUAUUGUGACUACUACUGCUACGUGCUAAACAACGAAUACCCUCAGAGCAGUCAUCCUGAACACUACUACUAUUGCUACUACUACUGCUACGUGCUAAACAACGAAUACCCUCAGAGCAGUCAUCCUGAACACUACUACUAUUGCUACUACUACUGCUACGCGCUAAACAACGAAUACCCUCAGAGCGGUCAUCCUGAACACUACUACUAUUACUACUACUACUGCUACAGCAGUCAUCCUGAACACUACUACUAUUGCUACUACUACUGCUACACGCUAAACAACGAAUAUCCUCAGAGCAGUCAUCCUGAACACUACUACUAUUACUACUACUACUGCUACAGCAGUCAUCCUGAACACUACUACUAUUGCUACUACUACUGCUACGCGCUAAACAACGAAUACCCUCAGAGCGGUCAUCCUGAACACUACUACUAUUACUACUACUACUGCUACAGCAGUCAUCCUGAACACUACUACUAUUGCUACUACUACUGCUACGCGCUAAACAACGAAUACCCUCAGAGCAGUCAUCCUGAACACUACUACUAUUGCUACUACUACUGCUACGCGCUAAACAACGAACACCCUCAGAGCGGUCAUCCUGAACACUGCUACUAUUACUACUACUACUGCUACGCGCUAAACAACGAAUACCCUCAGAGCAGUCAUCCUGAAUACUACUACUAUUGCUACUACUACUGCUAUGCGCUAAACAACGAAUAUCCUCCGAGCGGUGGGCGAUGCCGGACGGGCGCCGUGGACCUGGUGUUCCUGGUCGACAGCUCUCGCAGCGUGCGGCCCCGGGAGUUCGAGGCGGUGCGGGGCUUCUUGCUGGCCGUCCUCCGGGGCCUGGACGUGGGCCCCGACGCCACCCGCGUCGGCCUGGUCCAGUACUCCAGCCGCCUGCAGCCCAUCUUCCCGCUGGCGGCCUCUGCCCGGCCGCUGGCCGACCUGGAGCGGGCCGUGGGGGCCAUGGUGCCCCUGGCGCGGGGCACCAUGACGGGGCUGGCCCUCCAGUAUGCCGUGGACGUGGCCUUCACCGGGCCGGAGGGCGCCCGGCCUCCCCAGGCCCGGGUCCCGCGCGUGGCCGUGGUGGUGACCGACGGGCGGCCGCAGGACCGUGUGGACGAGGUGGCAUCCAGGGCCAGGGCCCGGGGCAUCGAGAUCUACGCGGUGGGGGUGCGGCGGGCAGACGUGGACUCCCUGCGCGCCAUGGCCUCGCCGCCGCUGGACGGGCACGUGUUCCUCGUCGACUCCUUCGACCUCCUCCCCCAGGCCGGCCUCCAGUUCCGCGGCCUGCUGUGCGCCCAAGAUCUCUGCAAUGGCGUGGACCACGGCUGCGAGUUCGAGUGCGUGAGCGUGGGCUCCUCCUACCACUGUGCCUGUCCGGAGGGGAGCCGGCUCCAGCCUGACCAGAAGAGCUGCGGCCGCUGCGCGGCGGGCCCCCUGGACCUGGUGCUGCUGGUGGACGGCUCGAAGAGCGUGGGCGGGCGGCAGUUGGAGCUGGUGAAGCGUUGGGCGGCCGGCCUGGUGGACUUGCUGGACGUGUCCCCCGCGGGGACGCGCGUGGGGCUGCUGCAGUUCUCCAGCCGGGCCCGCACCGAGUUCCCGCUAGGCCGCUACGGGACGGCGGGCGAGGUGAAGGCGGCCAUCCUGGCCUUGGCCCCCAUGGGGCAGGGCACCAGGACGGGCCUGGCCCUGCGGCACUUGGUGGAGCGCAGUUUCACCGAGGCCGAGGGGGCCAGGCCUGGCUCCCGCCGGGUCGGCCUGCUGCUCACCGACGGCCGCUCCCAGGACGCCGUGUCCCCGUGGGCCGCCUGGGCCAAAGACCAAGGCAUCGUGCUGUUCGCCGUGGGGGUCGGCAAGGCCGUGGAGGAGGAGCUGCGGGAAAUCGCCUCCGAGCCCGUGGAGCAGCACGUGUUGCGCACAGUGGACUUCGGCACCAGGGAGCGUCUCUCACAGAACCUCGAGCUCAACACCUGUCCAGAGGAGGGGAAAGGGGAGACGGCUCAGCGCCGCCCGUGCGAUUGCGAGAGUGUGAUGGACUUCCAGACCAGUGUACAGGACGAGCUGCACCGACUGCAGGGACACUAUAUCCUUUGGGGGCACACGCCGGGGCGCUGUCAAUCACUGCGGCAGGUGACCGCGCGCCUGCGGGCCGCCGAGCGGCGCCUUUUUUCCCGCCAUCCCUGA